Molecule: messenger RNA, 5346 nt
Organism: Mugil cephalus (flathead mullet)
Lineage: Eukaryota; Metazoa; Chordata; Actinopteri; Mugiliformes; Mugilidae
Product: DENN domain-containing protein 5B-like
Exons: 20
Coding region: 233-4117 (1294 amino acids)
Molecular function (GO): guanyl-nucleotide exchange factor activity; small GTPase binding
Source: RefSeq, a predicted model, not a curated record
GAACAAACGAGAUGACCAUCGUUGGAUCAGCCUGACUCCAUCAGAGUCACACCGAGGAUCAGUGGGUGCAGGCGGGCAAACGACAGCCACAGGCGCACACAGCUCAGGAUAGGAGGCACGCACGCACACACGCGCCCGCAGCGUUUUCCGGAUUAAAAUCAGCAUCAGCUAUGAACAUCCUCCACAUUAAGUAAACGGAGCCUUCUCUCUCUUCACCAUUCACGCGUCGAGGAUGAACGGGACUGCGGCGGCCACGGGAUCGGCUUCUUGCCGUUUCGCCCACUAUUUUGUUGUGUGUGGAGUGGACACGGAGACGGGCCUGGAGCCCGACGAUGGAGCUGGCGAGGGCUUCGAGCAGAGCCCCGUUCGAAGGUCCUUCAAGUCAAAGGUUCUGGUGCACUACCCCGAAAACACCGACAGGAACCCCUUCAACAGAGAUGCUGUCAACAUGCUCUGUAUGCCCAGAGGUCUCUCGUUCCGCACUCAAGCGGACAGACUCGACCCCCAGUUCCACUCGUUCACGCUCGCUUUCGAUGACGGCACGCGCUCCUACGGCUUUGUCCACACCUUCUACGAGGAGGUGACCUGUCCUCAGAUUAUCACUGCCAUGCAGACGCUCUGUCAAAUGCACCACGUGGAGCAUCACUCCUCUUCAUCAGCCUCCUCCCCGUCCUCCUCCUCCGCGUCCUCUUCCGCCUCCUCGCCUUCCACCUCCAGUAUGGACUCGCUGGCGAGCAGCUUGGAUGAGUCAGACGGCGACUCUCUCCCCGGGGUGUCCGCCUGCCUCGGCUGCGUGGGCUCCUUCGAUCCGGCACGCGACACCCUGUACGUGUCCAAAGCCCUCUGCCUCGUCACGCCGCUCCCGUUCCUCCAAGCCUCACGAGAGUUUCUGGCUCAGCUGCACCAGGCCGUCGCGUCGCAGACGGCCCCACCGCUCCCUCUAGAGAGCUACAUCCACAACAUCCUCUAUGAGGUGCCCUUGCCUCCCCCAGGAAGGUCCCUGAGGUUCCACGGGGUGCAGGGGCCCAUCGUGUGCCAGCGUCCCGGGCCGGGUGAGCUUCCGUUGGGGGAGUAUCCUCUCGGAGAGGCGUUCUCCUUGCUCGGUGUGGACAAUAUGGUGAAGCUGCUCACCUGUGCACUCCUGGAGACGCAAGUCCUGCUCUACUCUCAAGAUUACCAGCGUUUGAUGACGGUAGCGGAAGGCAUCACCACCUUGCUGUUCCCGUUCCAGUGGCAGCACAUCUACCUGCCCAUCGUCUCCACGCCGCUGCACCACCUCCUGGACGCUCCCGUGCCGUUCCUGAUGGGCAUCCAGCGCAGAGACGGAGCCCAGCGGUCCUCCCUCCACCUCCCGCACGAGGCCAACCUGUGUUUUGUGGACAUUGACAACCACUGCGUGGAAGCUCCCGAGGACCUGCCCCUGUUUCCAGAUCAGACCGAGCUAAUCCAGGAGCUGAGCGAGGUUCUGCUAAAGUUCGGGCUCCCGCCUCAGGGAGGAGUGGUCACCAAGCCCACCACCACCAUCACCUCCACCACGACCUCCUCGCCUCGCCUGAGCAGCCUGGUGCUGGAGGACCUGAUGGAGGACCGGAGGAACGGGAACCUCGGAGGCGAGGAGCUGGCGGUGCUGGAGAAACUCCAGGCUCUGGCUAAGAGGUGCGGAGGAGGAAAGAUGUCCGAGGGAGGCAAGACUCUGUUUGAAGAGGAGGAGGAGGAGGAGGAGGAGCUGAAGGCCGCAAAGCUGAAUAUUCAGCUCAGGGAGGUGUUCGCUGUUCGUUUUGCUGCCAUGUUUGGCAGGUAUGAGGAGUUUGUCAUCCACAGCGCUCUGGAUUUGGACUCCUGGUUGAGCAACCGAGAGGGGACGUUCAGCUUUGACAAGGGUUCCUUCCUCUCAGUCCAGCCGGCGAAACACCUGCGCUUCUUGUCCCGGUUCCUGGAGACAUCCAUGUUUUCUUCUUUUGUGGAUGGGAAAGUUAUAUCUCGCUGGGCCGACAGGGAGCCGCUGCAGCAGCUGUUUGACAACCGCUUGGAGCGGGAACGACUGUAUGACGCGGUCGACGAGGAUUCGCGCAUCUGUCCUUACAGGAAAAACACCACGCUCUUUGAGUCGGCUCAGGCCACCGAGCGCCGGCUGCUGAAGGCCGACCACACAGCCAUACACCCCCACCUGCUGGACAUGAGGAUCGGCCAGGGUCGCCACCACCCGGGCUACUUCCCCAAGCUGCAGGCCGAUGUGCUCGCACAGGCGCAGAACACAAACAAGUGGUCCGGUCGUGUCACGGCGUCGCGCAGAUCCGAACCCAAAAGAUCAACCGAUCACUCAGGAGUGGACAACGAACCCAGACAGAAACACACAUACACGAGGAAGACCCUGCGGCAGUCUAAACUACUUGACCCGUCGCCUCAAGCCGUCACUCAGACUCACAGAGAGUUCGUUGAUGACCUGCUGAGCGAGUGUCGUCUGAAGACCAAACGGAUGUUGAUGGAGCGGAUGGGGAAGGAGAGUGUGGAACUGGGUCAGGGGGAGGCAAACAUCACAGGCCUGCAGGAAAACACACUGAUCCACGGUCUGUGCGACCUGCUGGAGAGAACCUGGGGCCACGGGCUGCAGAUGAAACAGGGGAAGUCCGCCCUUUGGUCUCAUCUCCUUCACUACCAGGCCGCCCAGGGCAAGACGGAGGCACCGGCCGAGUCUCCAGGUCAGAGCACAAGUCGAUCAUUUUGUUUUUCUCUUGUAAAUCACAGAGUUAAGAGUAAACUGAUCAUCUGUGUUGUUUGUGCCUCAGACCAGAAAACGCUUGACGAUGGCACUUUGCUCCCGAGAGGAUCGUUAAUACAGGACAUGAGGUUCAUCCAGACCAUGAGUGAGGGUCUGUCUGAGGUGGGUCAGGCCCGAGCUUGGAUUCAUCUGGGUCUGGAGAAGAAAAUGCUUUCCCAACACCUCAAAGAGCUGCUAAAAAAACAGGAGCUGCUCAGGCAGCUGUAUAAACCUCAUGCAUUCCUGCUCUGUGAGGAAGAAAGGGAACAGUUUUUGUUCCACCUGCUGUCUCUCAACACUGUGGACUACCUCUGUUUUACACGCGUCUUCACGUCCAUCUGUAUUCCAUACCGCGUCGUUAUCAUACCCAUGAAGAAGCUGAGCAUCGCCAUGGCAACAGUCAACCCUUGGGUGUGUGUGUCAGGAGAACUGGGGGAUUCAGGAGUUAGACAGAUCCCAAAGAAUACGCAAGAAAUCUUUUUCCAGUGCAAGAACCUGGGCCGGCUGAGCACGCUGCAGCUGGGACAGGAGAACUCCGGCCUGCUGGCCAAGUGUCUGAUUGACUGUGUGAUGGUGUACAACGAGAUCACUGGACACACCUACAAGUUCCCGUGCGGCCGGUGGCUGGGUAAAGGCGUGGGCGAUGGCAGCCUGGAGAGAGUGCUCAUCGGUCAGCUGGUGUCGCCUGGUGCAGAGGAGGAUGCUGGAAGGUGGACGGGGACGCCUCCGGAGCUGCCCUCUCCUUCUCAGAGUGUGCGGACAGUGCUGGGAUCUCUUGGCAGCCGAAGCCGAAUGCUGUCUGUUGAAGUACAAGAGGAUAUGAGGGAGGCGGCGAAUAACCUGGUGAAACAUUUCCACAAACCCGAACAAGAGAGGGGAAACUUGACAGUCCUCUUGUGUGGUGACGGAGGUCUGGUGCUUUCCUUGGAGAAGUUCCUGCUCCAUGGCUUCAAAUCAAACCGUCUCUUCCAACGAAACGUGUUCGUUUGGGACUUUGUGGAGAAGGCAGUGGUUUCCAUGGAGACGGCCGAUCAGAUGGGCGACCUGCACGGAUCGACGCUAACUAAAGGUGCACCCUGCGACUCGCUGUGUCUCUACGUGAACGCCAUCAAUGCAUCACCCCGAAAUAUUGGCAAAGAGGGAAAGUUACAGCUGUUUGUCUGCCUGGGAAUCAGGGACCGGCUCCUCUCCCAGUGGCUCCCCCUGUUGGCAGAGUGUCCCCUGACAGCCCGGACCUACGAGGACGGCGCUCUGCUGCGGGACCGUGCCGCUGUGCACUCCCUCUCUCGCAUCCUGCACACGCUAAACGAGUUCAGCAUCACCCUGGAGACGGCACUGGUUAAAGGGGUGAACCUCUGACCGCGAGGUUCAGGCCUCGUGCUGUAAAGCCACUGAAGGAAGGCACGCCGACGGGUCUAAAAGUGUUCGUGUUUCCAUCCGUGACUGAAGGAGAUCCAUUCAGACUAAUGUGACUCCAUCUUCAAAUCAACCAGGGGACUGGAUGAAGUCACUGAACUCAAACACCAAACAUAUUGCCUUGUUCACUGAUGUAAAUGUCUUAUAUACUGUAUUUGCUUCAGGAAAUAGUCCUAUGCUUGUUUACACUGUGAAAUUCUGUUUCCUCGAGGAGAAAACGGAGUCAUCGAUAAACUCACAUCUACCAUAGACAUUUUACGCGCCCACGUCAUUUUACUGUAUCCGACCCGAGGACAACUAUAAAUGUUCUUCUACUGGUGUAUUGCUUGCACUUCAAUUUUAAACUAAGCACAUGCAUGGCCAGAAACUGUUUGUUUUAUGUCUCUCUGUGAUGUGAUCUAAAAUAUAUGGACUCAGGCCUUAUUAUGAUUAUUAUAAUUAUUAUUGUUAUGAUUAUAAUUAUUAUUAUUCAUAUGAACAUUUCCAUUCAUCCAUUGGAUAUUUUACUAGGUAUACUCAAGAAAAAUAAUGUAAUGGUAAAAGAAAAGUAUUAUUAUCGUUAUUACUGUAAAAUGUUUGGCCUGAUUCUCAUUGUCUAUUUCAGUUUGGGGUCACAUCCUCAUCCUCGUCCUCUGAAGGGACAAACACUGGACCCAAACCGGUGUCCUAGUUGUGUCAGUUCGGUUAAGGUUUGUCAUUUUGUCAGAAAGCUCUCGCCCCGUCUCUCUUGUUGUAAAUAUUUUUGCUUCAUCAGACCUUCUUGUCCAUCCUGUUUGAAGAUGUUCAGUUUGUUUUUUUCAUGGUGAAUCUCAUUUAUCUCGUCCGUGUAGAACAAUAGGCUCCACUCUGGACGCUCUUUCUUAUGUGGAUGAACGUCACACCGUUUGUUUCUGAACUGUUCAAUUGUCUUUGCAAAGGUCAGACAAUGAAUAGAGCACAGGUUCUUUAAAAAAAGCAAAAAAAAAAAAGAAGCUCAGUAUUAUGUUGACGUUGCAUUUUAUUUAACAGUCGAGGAAAUAUGAAAAUGCUGUCUCCUGCACUAUCCUGCAAGCACUAUGUAACCCACCAUGACCAAGCCCCCGUUAUUGUUUAAAUACAGAUUAGAGAGAGAGCAAUAAAUAAUUGUUAUUUAUGAAAUGUGAUGUUGAAAAUUAAAGUUAAUAUUGAUAUAA